GCGCUCGGCGAUGGGCGCCGGCGGGGAGCGGGACACGCGUGGGAGGGGGGGAGCUCGGGGCUGAAGCGGCCGCCCAAGGCCAGCCCGGGCGCGACGAUGAGGGGCAUCCCGGGCUUGAAGCGGCUGCGGCUCAAAAUCUGGCGGCGAUGCACCCUGGUGCUCCUCCUCCUCUGGGCUGCCUGCUGGGUGGUGGUGAGCGCCUUGCUGUUCCUCCUCCACAGGAGCGUCUUCUCCGAGCGCUGCACGGACGAGAAAAGCCACCGGAUCCUGGCGAGGCUGUGUCUUGACUACAGCAGCGGAACCCUGACUGGCGACCUCUGUGAAGACCUGUGUGUGGCACAGAAGCUGGUGUACAAACACUGCCUUUACUAUGACAGAGGUAAGAAGGUCAUCCAGGCUGACUGGAGAGGCCAGCCCAUCAUCCUGAAAUCCAAAAAGGAAAUAUUCUCUAGCUACCAGCAUCUCAGUAUGCUAGAGGAGGUGGAAGCCCAGGAUAUUCCUGAAACAGAGCUUCUGCUGAUGGUAGCCUUGGAGGUCAAAAAUGUCCUGGGGCUAGAGCUGUCUAACAAUACCAUGGGGCCCCUGUGGACACAGAAGAAGGGACCACGUUGGAAAGCACAGGUGGCCAGCAUGUGGUCCUUGCUCCAGCAGGAAGAAUAUAUCUACUUCAGUUUGCUGCAGGACUUCAGCAAACACGUGCUACGAAUCAUUGGCUCUUGUGGACACUUUUAUGCUGUGGAGUAUCUCACAGCUGGACAUGCCUGGCACAAAACUCUUUUUCCCUUGGAAAACAUGGUCGGUCCCUCCCUUGCUGGCCACAGAAGCAGCGUGCGAGCCAUCACUGACAUUGCACUCAGCUUUCUGGACAUGGUGCAGCAUUUUGAUAACGAUUUCUCUCACCGGCUUCACCUGUGUGACAUCAAACCAGAAAACUUCGCUAUCAGGCACGAUCUCACGGUGGUGGCCAUUGAUGUGGAUAUGGCCUUUUUUGAACCCAAAAUGAGGGACAUCCUUGAACAGAACUGCACAGGAGACGAAGACUGUAAUUUUUUUGAUUGCUUUUCAAAAUGCAAUCUGAAAAUCAGAAAAUGUGGAGCGGAGCGAGCCAAUAACAACUUGCAAGUAAUUUGUGACAAAAUAUUCCGUCGCUGGUUCUCCCCAAAUCUCAGAGGACCGUUGGUUUCCCUCCCCCUGCAGCUGCAGCUGCAGAAGGCUGUGCAGGAGUGUGCCCAGCCAGGGCACGGGGAUGCUACUGGGCACCAGAGGACUCUGAAAUCUCUGUCCGAGUUGUACCGCCUGCUUCGGGUCACUCAGCGAGAGCUGCAAAGGGCAGGGUAGUCACAAAAGGCAGAACUGCAAAGGCCACAUCUCAGCCACUGCUAGGGGACGGGACGCUGUCUGUGAGGCAGUCUGUGUCUUCUUUCUCUGUCUCCAACCCCUCCUACCCAUUGUGUUACAUUUACAGCAGAGAGAUUGUUUUUCUACUGUGCAAAUGAAAUUAAUGGCUGCAGGUGCAGCACAUCCUGUUAAUAGCCUUUCAAGUGCAAAAUUGUUUUACAUUACCUGGACUUCUGCUCUUGCUUAUUUUCCUAAGCUAGCGCUAGUCCUCUCCAUCAGCAUUCAGCACGUCGUUUGCUUACCAAGACCUGCUCAGAUAGCACCUGUCUGAGUGCAGUGCUCAGAGUGAGGAUGCAUUUACAGAAGAAAAAUGCAAGUAAGUGCAGCGAAACUAAUAUCAGUAAAUAAAAUAGUGGGUAGGUGGGUGGGGAUAAGUACAUGCACGGUGUUCCUUUGAAUUUCUCUGUAGAAUGAGCUUUUUCUAAGGUAGGGACAGAGUGCUCUGUGUGAAAAAGCAAUCUCAAAUAGGGAAGAGUAUUGUCACAUGAGUGAGGAGCGUUUUUUGCAUAGAGCCGUAUUUUCUGAUGUCCCCAGAUGCAUUUUCUCUGGUAUGUUGCAUUACCGGUGCCAUAGCUAACUUUCUGGGGAGAAAUUAUAUGAAGGUACUUAGGACUUUUCUAGAGCAAAAUAAUUAUACCCUUGUUGAGUUCCCAUGUGGGCACGUAUAUUCUGCUGUAUGAAUAACGCCACUGAAUUUUCCCAUGUGAACAAGCCCUCCAGCACUUGUACAUCAGAGCACUUGAUAAGAAGCACUCCUUUGCCAGAGAGCAGAAUUACCCCUGAAUACCAACAAACAAUCUGUCCUUUGCACUGAACAAAACAGUAUCCAGACCCAAAGUUUUCUUACACAGUGUUUUUUUAAUGAAUAAAAGGAAAUUUUUCAUAAGAAUUCAUUAUCUUACAGUCAUUUACAUAAAGAUCCCUAGAUUAACUUAAAAUCAUUAACUUUGCCUUUCAAAUGUGUGUAGCUGUGGCUGGAGAAUCUAACACACAGGUUCGGAAGACGCUGAAUGUGUUUAGGCCCAAUACUGAACAAUAUACCUGUGGGCUGGUUUUGUCAUGAAGACAUUAAAAACCCCACAAACAGAAAAGCAAACAGCCUAUGACAGACCUCAGCGCAGAAGGAGUCUUCAAUAUUAAGACUGACAAUACUGGUUUGUAGAUGUGAGACAUAUAACAACAGCUAAUCUUCUUUGUCUUUGUAUCCAUCAGCCUUAUGACAGCCCUGAAGCCUGUGAGCUCUAAUUAUACAUAAACUUUAAAUUUCUGGAGUAGUUCUUUGAAAUGAGGUUAAAGUGCCCAGGACCAGAAAACUGUGAGCUGCUUGGGAAACCUUAACACUUACCCAAAGCUAGCUCAAAUUUUCAGACUUAUGCUAGGUUUUUUAUAUUUCUUGACAUAAACUACCAUUAUUUUAAAAAUCUUACAAGCUCUCACGAAGCUCUUGAGGACAAGAUCGGCUGCCUUGCUUGGGGCUGUGCUGAAGACAAGCUGCUGCUAAGCUGGAGCUACAGUUUAGGAGCUACUGACUGGUGAAGUUGUGCUCAGCCCCUGCUUCUUCUCUAACAAGGGAGACGGACAAUGUUUCGAUACUUUAUGAUCAUCCUUCACAAAAGCAGAAAAGCAAAGCAGAAUAAGAAGAAACCCAAAUUCCAGAACAUGCCCAGUUACAAAGUUGUGAAACUGGUAGAGGAGAAAAUAAUUAAGGGUGGAAUCAGAUUAUGGUAUAGGUUUGGAGACAGAUAAAGUAUCAGGUAGAGAGAAGAUGGGGAAAAAGAGCCUAAAAAGAAAGAGGAAAAAUGAAGUAAAAAAUAUGGCUCGCUUUGUGAAAACAUGAUUUAUGAUGUAAGAUUGAAUAAAUUGGCAUUUAAUCUGAGGAAGAAGAAACUGAAGAGAAGCACUGUAGCACUCCUCAGAAACAGAAAGAGACUGAUAAAAAGGAGUGAACUGCCCCGUCCAGCUUUCCUUGAUGGAUGUGCCACGCAGUGAGCUCAAAUUGUUAGCAAGGAAAAUUCAGGCUAGACACUUGUUACAGGCUUUGUAAUAGUAAGGAACAGUGGAGUUAUGACACAGAUCAUUUGGGAAAACGUCAGUCUUUGUAAGUUGUGAUUUUUAACUACAGGCAAGAGUGAGUGCCUGUCAGGAAUGAUGUACAUACAGUUACGUUAAUGAUCCUGCCUUGAGGUAGCCUUUUAUCUCCAAGUUCUGUGAUUCUGUUAUUAACAGCUUGCGUUUGUGUUCUUGUGACUCCCUCAUAACAAAAUCCACCCUUCUGAGACACAGGGAUAGGCAGUUCUCCUUUACCUUAAUAGAUGCAAAUCCGUGGGGUCCCCUGGGAAGGGAAGGCACCGAGAUCUCCAACUGUGCAAAUGGUGCUACAGAGGCUGGUGGUGUGAUUGGGGUUUGUGUGUUCCCCACAUGACCUCCCUGCUGAAGGUCCUGAUCCUUGCUAGGUCAGGAGAGACUCAGUAUAUACCCCAAAUGCUGCUGAGGAACCUGAAGAUCUUGUACGCUACUGCCCUCCUGUUUCCCUGGUUCCAUUAAUUCUUUCCUCCCUCCCAAGCCCGGAGGGUACCAUCAGGGAAAAGCAAGCAUCAUGCAGACACUCGGCGCUUUGCCGCAGUGUUACACUCCACCACGGCAGGGCUUCCCUUCCCAUUUUCAGGUUUGCAUUUCAGACAGGCUAAAUUUCCGUUGGAUUUGAUGUUUCAGUUUUAAAACUGGUGGAAAAAACAUAGCGAAAUGAAACCCGGUAGCAGCAAAGGCUGGUGGAAUGUCACUCUGCUCAGAAGGUCCUUCUCCUUGUCAGGAUUUAGGAAGGGAAGCUGCCUUUAACAGAUUUCUCCAACCCCCUCAGGGCCUGGCUGCAGCCACCUCCACCUGGCAGGGGCCUGCUUCCCCCACACCACACGCUUUCCCAGGUCAUUAGGUUUCACUUCUUCUUUUCACAGCACAGAGAAUAAUCCUCAGAAACCUCUCAGGAGUGACACAAAUGCGUUAUUUGUACUUGGCUGGGCUGUGAGACUGCGUUUCACUGAUUCAGCCGGCUCCGGCUGGCCUUGGUGCACCUUCACUGGUGGGCGGCAGGACAAGGAAAAUCUGACAGGCUGUGUGAACACAGGGCUCGAUCCUUCACUGCCCCCCGGGCGCCUUGUAAAGUCACUCAGACCUGGGAAACGGGAGAGAAAAAUACCACCAGUGAAGCAAGUAAAUAUUUCAAUUUGUUCAGCACAGGUACCAAUGACCAAAACAGGAUUAAAAUAGUAGUUGUGCCUUGAUCUCCCUGGGACAGAAAGAAAAGAAAAUGAAGAUACUGGUUUAGCCUUAAGGAGGCAGGUGCAAACUGCAGUCAUUUGAGCCUGUGCUAUUUUACACCCGCAAUUUUGAUGGAAAUACCUAUACAGGUGCUUGACAAGGAGAGCCAGGCUCACGUGGCCUGGUGCUCCCUCCCUACAAAGCCCUUUUCAUACCGCCUUGGCAGCGCUGCCCACCAAAAAUAGCCCUGGCAUAAAGAGAUACCCAGCUGGCAGGGGCUUCGGGGGGCACAGCCAGGUCAGGCGGGUGUUGAAUGAGAGUCCUGUGUGCUGUUGGACCCGGGCUGUUGGCACUGUUUGUUGCCAUACAACAGCCAGCAGUGAUAGUGGGGAAACUGCAGUGAAGCGUUCCUGGGCUCCGGUUGGAAAAUUAAAAGUCAUCCAAAAUGAUAUCAUGCACUACAAGAGGUUUGGGGUUGUUUCUUUGUUUGUUUGGUUUGGUUUUUUGUUUUGUUUGUUUGUUUUUUAACACCAAACCUCUCAAUUUAAAAUGCUUUUAAGUCAAUUUUGAAAAUGUCUAACAUACUCAGUUUUGACAGUUGCUAUCUGGAAAAAUUUGCAAGUUAUUUUCUCACUUUUAGUUUGUUCAUACUGAAAAGGUUUGCAAAGCCAAAAAACAAAGACUGAAAUGCAUCAUAAUUUAAAAACCAGUGGUUUUGUCUGGUCUACACAGUGAAGCUUGUUAGUACCUUCAGCAUUUUCUGAUGUUUGCUUUUCAUCCAGAUUCAAAUGAGAAAUUUUAUGAAAACUCAAAAUCUUUUGCAGACGCUUUUUCACUGAGCCCCAGUCAUCAGAUGCAGAAAAGAGGAGAUCCACAUACAGUCUUUGAAGUCACCUUUGCUUCCUACUUAAUUUUUGCUUUGUGCUGUUAACUUGGGCUGCAAUGGUUUCUGCUUGGUUUCUCUCAGGUAUCUCCAAAGCAACUUCCUCCUGGCACCUGUGUUUAAUGUCAAGUUCACCACAGCUUUGUGAAAUCAGAGACUGCAUAAGAUUCUUCAUGCUCUCCAUCCCCUCUGUAUAAAAGAUGACUCCUCUUAUAUAGGUUCACUAAUAGCAGUUGGCUGCACUGGGAAUGGCCACUUAAUCCAGGAAGGCUGUUCCCUUGAUCAAUUAAUCUCAGUCCCAUCUCUUUGCUCGGUCAGUCUAUACCUGAAUCCUUUUUGCCCUAUAAAACUGGCACUACCCCUUGAUUCAUUUCUACUACUUGCUGCAUUAGUGCCUUACUCAGCAACUUUCUCCCUGUAUUUAUGGCUCUCUGUGAAACAGGAAUGGCAUUAAGUCAUUGUUUAUUCCUUCUUUGCAUCUCGGUUAGCAGCAUGUGCUUCAACUCUGCAAUAAUCUAAAUACACUGUCUAUUCCCACAUUUUACAAGAGGUGAGUCCAGUUGGAGGUCUACUUCAUAAUCUUUAGGAAAGACAAAUUCAACCUUUUGCUCAAGAUUUUCACAAAACAACUACUUAAAUGCAGAUUUUUCUCCAAUUGUCAUUGUAUGCUCUGCAAAAACAUCCACAAGCAACAGUCCCACACUAGGGUGGUGUGAAACAGAGCAAAACUCCUUGCCCCAAGGGAUUUACAUGGUCUCCUUUGUGUUUUGAGGCUGACUUCAUGGUGACUAUCCCAGAACAGCAGGUCAUUGUAUAGCCACGGUUUUUCACAUAGAAACUAGUACUCCCUAGUGAGAAUCCACAGUCCCCACCUCCACUGAGAGCAUUCAGAUAUAUUGCUGGAGGAAGCACUAGAGAUAACAACAGAUAUUUGGGACUGGAGGAAAAGAGAGGGAAGGGUGUGUUUUCUUAUUAGAAAUAUUGACUCAGUAAAACACUUCCUACAGGUGAAAGAUGGGAUCAUGAACUUGAAAGAGUUAGAGACUCCUCACUGACUUAUUUUUUCUUCAUUAAAAAAGUGUAAACCCAAGCUGCCCUUUUUAAUUUCAUAUGUAGUUUUCAGAAAAAAAAAAAAUAAAGGAGCCACAUACCAUGUUGCCUGUCUUUCAGCAGAUCAUAUUGUUCUAUGUAAUAGGCAGGAAGGUGAUAAAUUGCAGCUUUUAAUGAGUAUCAGGCUGUAACAUCAGAGCCUUGUGGUUGUAAUAUCAGUUCACACAUCUAGACAACCAACUGUAAAAAACUCCAUAACCAGGACCAGUGGAAACAUACAAUCAGAUCAGCAUCUAGGCAGAUGCUCUCGGAAGCCUUGUACACAUGAAUGAUGAAAUCCCUCUGUCGGGGUUGACUUGCAGUGAGUCCAAGCAACAAGCAGAGUCACUCUGCAGGAGCCUCAGUUGCUGCCACUUUCUUGGAUCCUCAGUGAAAUCAGGAGAAAGGCUACUAGGCUUUCAGUAGCAGAAAAAGGCAGUUACACGUAGGGAGGGAAAGAAUGAGUUGCUUGGAAGAAUGAAAAUCCAGGACGACUGAACUCAGAACUGAAGCUAUUAAGAGACCCCUUACUGAAAAAUCAGAGAACAUCAGUAAAUUGAUUGGAAAAAAAACCACAAAUACUUCUUUUAUAGCUAUUGCAAAUACAAAAAAAAAAAAAAAAGAAUAGCAGCACUGGGGAUAUAGUGCAGGCAUCUCCAAAGCCAUUUGUUGUAUGCAUCUAAGGAUCUGUCAGGUAGACUGCAGAGCUGUGUAAUGAUGUCUGCAGCCUAAAGGCUAGACAGAAUAAAAUAAUUUAGCAAAAUCUUUUAGAACUAAUAUUUACAUAAAUGCAGAAAACUGCUCUAAUUAGUAACAGCCUAUGUCAGUCAAAAAAGGAGAAAAGAGUGCUUUUCUCCAUAGAAGUGCUAUUAUGUCUAUAAGUAAUGGCAAAGUGUUGAACCAUAAUCCCUUGGAUUUUUAAAGGUUUGAUUCUGCAGGCUUGGGCCCCUAAACAGCAGAGUGAUUGCUGAGCUCCUUUAAACUCUAUGAUUAUUGGUGCCUUCUGCAAUAUACUUUGAGCUCCUUUUUUCUGUAAACUGGAGGGGCUUUUUCCUACACUACAUAUGUGCCUAAGUGGUGACGGCAGCCAGAAGGAUGUGCAUAUGAUCCAGUGCAUAAUCACUUCCACAAGCAUCUGCUGCUAGUGCUUUCAAGAUACAUGUAAUCCAAGCUGGAGACUGUUGUGAAUACUUCUUAUUUUCCCUUGCUGGUUCCUUAGUGGUUUGCUUGUAGCUAGUUAGAAACAGAAUCCCCCCCUCCUGCUUAAAUUGGUUAUAAUCUCUCCAAGAUUCACGCUACAGCAGGAAAAGACCAAACUGCAUUGAGUUCAGGAUGGGUUCAUUCUCUUAAAGGCACGAUAUGCAAAGCUGCAGGAAAGAACAGAGGUUAAUUUUUAUUUCUAAAGAAGAGGUUCUCUAGCUAAAUGUAAGUAGCUGAAAAAAUAGAUGUUUCAACCAAUAUCCUGUGUACAUUUAUGAAUUAACGUUCGUCUGUAUUUGCAUAAUCUAAAGCCCGCUGCUCCUUUCCCAUUCAAAAGAAAAUUUAAAAAAUCAGAACUUAUUUUCUACUCCAAAUUUCACAGGUAUGCCAAUUACUUCUUUCCCAUUUCUAUGUCAGACAUUUCAGAUUGUAUCUUUGUCCUUAGGAGAUUGAUUUUUUCCAUUAUGCCAAGAAAGGGGUUAUCUGGAAAAGUACAGUUUCCAAAAAUUAAUUGUUUCUCUUGUUCAAGGGUUAUUAAGUACCAUUCUAAUCUUGCAGAGAGUUAUCAGUGGCUAAAUAUUUAUUACAUGAAACCGGGGCUUGAUUAAUGGACUCAGUGUCUAACAAUAACUAAAUAAAUUUCCAUGUAAUUACUCCAGUGUUCAGAAUUUCGCUUUUAAUGGAACAAUACCAGUAUUAUCCUAUCUGAUUCUAGAUUACAUAUCUACAAGUAAGUGCUUUGCCAAACUUAUGUUCAGAUCUGCUUUCGCAUGGGCUAAGACUACAACUGACUCUUGGCAAAACUGUGUGCUGGGACCAGAGCACAGAGGAACAAAAAUAAGUCUUACAAACUUAUAUCCAUGGUCUUUCUUUUAGACAUCAUAUUUGACUGUUUGUGGAGUAAAAGCAGUGUGUGUGCACACAGAUACUCAGGCAUCUGUUUGUUGGACUGUAAAUUCAUGUAACAACUGCUCAGCGAAUAGCUCACAAAUGUCUGGCAUAUUUGUUUUUCCUAGUAUAUUUGCUAUAAAUUGGGAGAAUGCAAGAGUAAUUAGCAACAUGAAUGAGCGUCACACAGUGUAGAGAAAUAAUGAA
Messenger RNA from Tyto alba (common barn owl), 8920 nucleotides. RefSeq names its product divergent protein kinase domain 1C (gene DIPK1C). Lineage: Eukaryota; Metazoa; Chordata; Aves; Strigiformes; Tytonidae. The transcript is spliced from 4 exons. The record is from RefSeq and is a predicted model, not a curated record. Bases 97 to 1338 code for a protein of 413 amino acids.